AGAAAGAAUUUUCUUUUUCCUUAGGUUUAUUAUUUUCUCUUUUUUUUUUAUUAUUUUUUUACUUUUUUUAACUUUCUUUUCAUUUUCUUUAUCUUUCAUACCUUUUUAUACGGUAUACGGUAUAUUCUUUACCUAACUAUUAUAUACGGGAGCUCACUUAAUGAUCGACAAGACAAUGUCUAGUUUUAAAACUAUUAUUUAUUAUAGGAAAAAAUAUAUAUAAAGUAUUCGUAUUUAGGAAUUUCUCUUCACUGAUUACCGCGAUAAAAAAGCUCAAAAAAAUGUAUUUUGAAGAAAAAACUAUUAUUGACACUACUUUUCAUCAAAUUAUCACAACUGAACAUAAAAGAAUUUUAUGUGAUGCCCUUUUGAAACAAUGUAAUAAAAUAUUAAAAGAAAUUCCACCAAAUAAUAAUUAUCAAUAUUGGGAUGUUUAUACAGGAACUGCUGGAUUAUCACUCCUUUUUUUGAAACUUCAUGAACGAGACCCAGGAUUGAUGUUUGGGGCCAAAAGUACUCUAACAAUUGCGGAUGAAUACAUAGAUAAGGCUCUUACAACUUAUAUGGGACAAAAUAAGUUAACUUUUGAUGGUCUGCCUAAUGCAAUCGAACAUGAAUGCAGUUUCCUCUGUACUGUUGUUGGAUUGUACGCUGUAGCGGCUCAAGUCAAACAUCACACCGGUGACCAAGAAUCUUCUAAAAGAUAUCUCGACUUGAUACAAUCUCGUUACUUAAAGGCGGCACUUUCUCCAAAAACUCCGAAUGAACUAUUUUAUGGACGCGCUGGAUAUUUGUAUUCCUUACGUUAUAUAUCUGGUUUAAUCAAUUUGAUGGAAGAAGAUAAAGAAAAUCCAGUAUCACAAAUAUCACAAAUCAUAUCUAGUGUGAUUGAAUGUAUUAUUGAAGAUGGGAAAAGAACGGCAGUGAGCCAUCAAGCAACAAGUUAUACUCCUUUGCUUUGGAUAUGGUUAGAUUAUCCUUAUGUUGGAGCAUCUCAUGGUUUCGCUGGAAUAUUAACUAUGUUAUUACAAUUUCCAAAACAAUGUCAAGAAUACAUGAGUUUAAUUAAAAAUACAACUGAUUAUAUUUUGUUCAAGUGUCGUCAAGUAAAUGGAAAUUGGCCUAGUAUUUUAUCCGAAACUUCCAAUGAUUUUAUCCAAUUCUGCCAUGGAGCUCCUGGAAUUUGUUUCUUGGCUUGUAAAGCAUAUGAAGUAUUUGAAGAUGAAGAAUAUUUGAACCUUGCUAAAGAAAUUGCAGAUUACACAUAUUUACAUGGAAGAACACGAAAAGGAGUAGGAUUGUGUCAUGGAAUUUCCGGAAAUGCGUACCCAUUCCUAUCAGUUUAUCAACUUACCAAAGAUCAAAAAUAUUUACAAUAUGCCUUUGAAUAUGCCGAAAUUUGUAUUAAUUGGGAAAUGAAAACUAAUCGAGAAGAAUUUGUUGUUCCUGAUAGACCUUGGUCCAUUUUUGAAGGACUCGGAGGAUCAGCUUGGCUUAUUGCUGACUUAUUAUACUGGGAUCGGGAGGUUUUCAAGGGAUUUUCAGGAUUAACAGAUGUUUGAUAAGCUGUAGCUGCGGAUCUUUUUUCUAACACAAUUUUGACGUAAAAUUUUCGAACAUAUGUAAUAAUGUAAUACAAACAAUAACCUCACAGAUCAUUUACAGAUUAGAUCAUUCUAAAAAUUUCUAGUAAAUUCUUAUAAAUAAAAUUUUUCCCACGGAUUUUGUUUAAAUAAAACUAAAGAUCGGAUCCCAAAUAAAUUUUUUCUUUA
Rhizophagus irregularis DAOM 181602=DAOM 197198 is the source of this 1772-nucleotide messenger RNA. RefSeq lists its product as uncharacterized. Lineage: Eukaryota; Fungi; Glomeromycota; Glomeromycetes; Glomerales; Glomeraceae. Gene Ontology annotation, biological process: carbohydrate metabolic process; peptide modification. Gene Ontology annotation, cellular component: plasma membrane. The record is from RefSeq and is a predicted model, not a curated record.